GGGCCAUCCGAAAAAGCGGCGACCUCCUAAGGUAAGCAAACAUCGUGCACUUCCGUUGGCGUUCCUCAGAAAACCAUUCUAACUUCCCUACUCCCCGAUGAAAAUAAUAGAAUCGCCUCUCUCAUAGGCUGCCGUUUUGAGAUGUAGACGCUAGUAUCAGACGAGGGAGAAAACGGUAGACAUAGCCAUUUUUGAGAGACAACUAUUUGUCAGUGCUUACGGUGAGAUUUUUAAAACAACAUAUAAUAUGGCUGAGGCAGGCAGUAGUUCUCAACAGAUUCCCUAUAAUGAAGAUUAUGAAUCAGACUUUGAAUAUGAUGCUGAAGUAGGCGAGAAACGGAAAGCAAGGUAUGACUUAGCUAUCAAGGCUCCAGAAACUAAACUUUUUAAGCCAAACAGACAAGCGUUCCAUGAUGAAUGUAGUAGAGAACAAGGCAGAAUACAGCAGAAAGCAUUCCUUGCUUUAGAUGCAUAUUCAAGGCAUAAAAAAUUAAUAAACGAUUAUGUAUUGUGCUACCGUGGGACAACUUCAAAAUUAAAGAGAGAUACGAGUCAUUAUAAAACAGAUCACGAUAUUAUUAAAGAAAAUCAUCGCUUUUUAUGGGAAGAUGAUGAUGAAACCCAUACUUGGGGAGAAAAGUUGGCAAAAAAGUAUUAUGAUCGGUUAUUCAGAGAAUACUGCUUAUGUGAUCUCAGCUAUUAUAGAAAGCAAAGAAUAGGUUUGAGAUGGAGGACAGAAAAUGAACUAGUUAUUGGAAAAGGACAGUUCUUUUGUGGUAGUAUUCACUGUAAUGAAAACGAUAAUUUGAACAGUUGGGAAAUUCGUUUUGGAUAUGUUGAACACGGUGAGAGUAAAAGUGCUCUAGUCACGCUUCGUUUGUGUGAAAAGUGUUCAUAUAAACUAAAUUAUGGAUACAAAGGUAAAGCAGUAUUAAAAAAGAAACGUCAUGCAAAACCAGAAGAGACCAGAAAAGAAGAAACAAUGGAUAGCAUUGAUUCUUCAAUAGUAACUGAAAAUGUAGUGAAACAAAAUACUGAUGAAACUGAAGUCAAAGAAAGUGAUGUAUGGAAGCAACCAGUUACGGAAGAAAUUGAUCAGUCAAAAGAAGAUGCAUUUGAAGAAUUUUUGGAAGAGUUAUUACUAUGAUUUUUUUUUAAAUAUAUAUAUAUAUAUAUACUAUG
Molecule: messenger RNA, 1182 nt
Organism: Stegodyphus dumicola
Lineage: Eukaryota; Metazoa; Arthropoda; Arachnida; Araneae; Eresidae
Product: protein FRA10AC1 homolog
Biological process (GO): dephosphorylation
Molecular function (GO): phosphatase activity
Source: RefSeq, a predicted model, not a curated record